GCAAUAUUUUUUGGAAAGAGGGAGUAGUAAUUACAAGUUUACAACACCCUCUCGGUGACGGGCCCAAGUCAUAAGCAAAUUCCUGUAGAACCUCUCAUACGCAAAUUCCAAAGCUCGAAUUGCAGAAUCUCGAAUUGAAGAAGCUCGUUCCAGUCAAUGGCACCAAAAGCCAAAGAGAAACCUAAAGCUGCUGCAUCACAGCCUAUCGUUGCCAUCGAAGAUCUCUUCACUUCUCUUAAUAAAUUUAUUGAACGCUCAGAAUAUGGUCAGGCCAUCAAAGUUGCAGAACAAGUUCUGUCAAUUGCUCCUGGUGAUGAGGAUGCUCUUCAGUGCAAGAUUAUAGCUCUAAUUAGAGCUGAUAGCAUUGAUGAAGCUUUUGCUGUUAUUCAGUCUUCACAAAAGCUUCCAAUUGACCUUAGUUUCUUAAAGGCAUACUGUUUAUACAGGCUAAACAAACUGGAUGAAGCUUUGGAAUCCUUGAAAAGCCAGGAAAGGAACGCUGCAACUAUGUUGCUAGAAACUCAGAUAUUGUAUCGUUUAGGAAGGAUGGAUGUUUGCCUUGAAAUUUAUCAGAAACUUCAGAACUCGAGUAUUGACUCAUUGGAGAUCAACUUUGUUGCUGCUCUGGUGGGAGCAGGGCAAUCAUCUGAGGUGCAAAGAGUACUUGAAUCUCUCAAAGUUAAACCAACAAGUAGCUUUGAGUUGGCGUAUAACACUGCUUGCUCUUUGAUUGAGAGGAAUAAAUAUAUGGAUGCAGAACAGCUUUUGCUAUCAGCUAGAAGAGUGGGUCAGGAAUCACUGAUGGAAGAUAACUGGGCAGAUGAUGAUAUCGAAAACGAAUUGGCUCCUAUAGCUGUUCAACUAGCAUAUGUUCAGCAGCUACUUGGAAAUAAGCAAGAAGCUAUGCAGGCAUACUUAGACAUGAUAAAACAUAAUUUGGCUGAUGAAUCCACCCUUGCUAUUGCAACAAACAACUUGAUUUCCCUCAGAGGUCCAAAAGAAGUGUCUGAUAGCCUAAAGAAGCUUGAUCGGCUUAUAGAAAAAGCUGAUGGAGGCCGGUUCCGGCUGGCUGGCCCGCUAGAGUCAAAGCUUUCAGUCAAGCAGAAGGAAGCAGUGUACAUGAAUCGAGCUCUUUUGCUCCUCCAUGCUAACAAAAUUGACCAGGCUCGGGAACUUGUUACUGCUUUAGUGGGCAUGUUUCCAGACAGUGUGACACCCGUGCUUCUUCAAGCUGCUUUGCUGGUAAGGGAGAACAAGGCUGGCAGAGCUGAAGAAGUGCUUGGGCAGUUUGCUGGAAAGUUUCCUGACAAGUCAAAGGAGUUUCUCCUUGCCAGAGCCCAAGUGGCUGCUGCCGCCAGUCACUUUGAAGUAGCUGCUGACUCCCUCUCAAAGAUCCCUGAUAUCCAACACAUGCCUGCUACUGUGGCCACCAUCGUUGCCUUGAAAGAGCGUGCGGGAGAUAUUGAUGGUGCAGAGGUGGUAUUAGACAAUGCCAUAAAGUGGUGGUCCAAUGCAAUGGCUGAAGACAAUAAACUUAUUGCUAUCAUGCAAGAGGCUGCUUCCUUCAAGCUCAAGCAUGGUAGACAGAAAGAGGCUUUGCAGUUGUUUGAGGAACUUGUUAAGAACAAUAGCAAUGUUGAUGCUUUGGUUGGAUUAGUAACCACAGCUGCUCAUGUAAAUGUUGACAAGGCUGAAGCUUAUGAAAAGAAGCUCAAAGCACUUCCUGGUUUGAAGGGAAUUAACGUGGAUGAUCUUGAAGCAACCUCUGGUGCUAAGUCUGCUGACGGGUCUCGCGUAGUGAAUAUUGAAGGGCAUGAUGAGAGUAAAGACAAGGAUAAAUCAAAGAAGAAAAGAAAGAGAAAGCCGAGAUAUCCAAAGGGAUUUGAUCCGGCUAAUCCUGGACCCCCACCUGAUCCAGAACGUUGGUUGCCAAAGAGGGAGAGAUCUUCUUUCCGACCCAAGCGAAAAGAUAAGCGGGCGGCUCAUGUGAGAGGCUCCCAGGGUGCUGUUGCUCGGGAGAAACAGGAAGCCGGAACUUCUGAUGGUCCUCUUCGAACUUCUGGGUCUGAUAAUGUUGAUACUAAGGCCACAAAAUCCAAGUCAACUCAAGCUAGCAACUCGAAAGCAGCUUCCCAGAGCACAGGUGGAUCUAAAUCAAAAAAGAAGUCAAGAAGAUAGUGAGCUCAGUUGUCUAAUGUUUGUUUCAAAGAACUUUUAUUUGGACACCAUUUUCUCCCCCUCUGAGAUCUUGCUCUCAUUUUGGUUCUAUGUUGUGCUCUUCACUUUCCAUUCAUCUACUAGGAUUUUGGUGACUGUUUAUUUUCUAAGUGAUGAUAGUUCAAAAAAUAGCCGGCUGUCGACAAAUUGACAAAACAUUUUUGGUUGGAUGUAUUAACUUUUUUUAUGUAUUUAAUUUAAAUUUUAAGUAAUUUCUGCUGAA
This is a messenger RNA of Beta vulgaris subsp. vulgaris (sugar beet), 2440 nucleotides long. RefSeq lists its product as uncharacterized. Gene Ontology annotation, cellular component: signal recognition particle, endoplasmic reticulum targeting. Lineage: Eukaryota; Viridiplantae; Streptophyta; Magnoliopsida; Caryophyllales; Amaranthaceae. The record is from RefSeq and is a predicted model, not a curated record. Gene Ontology annotation, biological process: SRP-dependent cotranslational protein targeting to membrane. Gene Ontology annotation, molecular function: ribosome binding; 7S RNA binding; protein binding. The coding region runs from base 157 to 2178 and encodes 673 amino acids. The transcript has 7 exons.